UUGGCCUCUGUUGCUUCGCAUAGACGAUAGAUUGAUACGAAGCCAGUUUGUUUUUCGAGCAGCUGAACAAUGCCCUCCACCAGCACCCAAUUGCAGGACUGCGCUUCUCUCCCUUCCGGGUCUAGUUCCUGGAAAUACGACGUCUUCUUGAGCUUCAGAGGCACAGACACCCGCAAUGGCUUCGUUGACCAUCUCUAUUUUGCUCUGCAUCAGAAGGGCAUUUUCACGUUCAAGGAUGACCUGAAGCUCGAGCGAGGUGACUCCAUUUCUCCGGCGCUCCUGAAAUCCAUAGAAGAGUCGAGGCUUGCCCUCGUUAUUUUCUCCGAGAACUACGCUUCUUCCAAGUGGUGCUUGGAGGAACUCGUUAAGAUACUCGAGUGCCAGAAGACGAGGGGACUUACCGUUUUGCCGAUUUUUUAUAAAGUAGAUCCCUCGGAUUUACGGAAACAAAGAGGAAGCGUUGGAGAAGCAUUCGCCAUACACGAGCGAGAUUCCGGCGAAGAGAAGGGGAAGCAGAAGGUGCAGAGAUGGAGGAAUGCUCUAAUGGAAGCGGCCAAUAUUUCUGGGUGGGAUUCAGAAAAUGGCACAACCCACGGGAGACUUCAGUUGUUAUUGAGGCAUUGUAGGUUUGGCUUCAAUUCCUUGACAGAUGAGGAUUUGUGGGUUGAAACUUCUUGCAAGUUUGAUUGUUUCUGGCUGCUCAAAACUUAGCAAGUUGCCCGAGAACCUAGGAGGAUUGGAGAGAUUGCAGGAACUUCGUGCUGAUUUUACUGCUAUUAAGCAACCACCAUCCUCGAUUAUACACCUGAAGAAGCUUAAGGUUUUGUCAUUUUUGGGAUGCAAGGGACCAGUAACAUCAAGACCACGGAAUUCACUAUUAUCAUAAUUUCUAAUUCGGAAAGAACGUCAAGAUCACGUGGGGUUUGAGCUAUCUGCUCCAUUAGGCUUACGCUCUUUGUUUUUACUAGAUCUCCGUAAGUGCAACUUCUCAAAAGGAUUUCUCCCAAAUGACCUAGGCUCCUUAUCCUGUUUGAGCCAUUUAUACCUUAGUGGUACCAACAUUAUUAGUUUGCCAGCAAGCAUCAAUGGUCUUUACGGGCUUAACUUUCUUGAGUUGAUGGAUUGCAAGAAGCUUAAAACGUCGCCCUAUCUCCCGACAAAUAUCGUUUCCAUUAAUGCAAGUGGAUGCACAUCAUUAGAAACAUUGUCGGAUCCGCCUAUAUUGCCUAGAACUCUUGCAGGGGUCCGUUUAAUGCAUUGUCAUACACUAGUAAAGAAUAGGCCCGGCCUCCCCCUUGAACUUCUCAGAAAUUAUCUUAAGGUCCAUCUCUCUCUCUCUCUCUCUCUCUCUCUCUCAUGUUUUUAUUUGUUGUGGCAGGGUUUUGUUUAUUCCCUAUGCACUAUUGUUGUUCCUGGAAGAGAGGUUCCAAAGUGGUUCAGGUAUCAAAAUAAUAUGGGGAAUUAUGUUCGAAUCCAGCUGAUACCAGAUUGGUAUCAAAGGCUCAGGGGUUUUGUUGUAUGUGCUGUUUUUGAAGCAAAGGCUCCUUCAAUUGAUGCCAAAGCCUAUCUGGAAUGUUACGGGAUGCGCGAUGAUGUUGCAGUCUAUGCCCAGAAUAUCACCAUUUGCGGAUUCCAUUUUCAGUCAGAUCACUUAUUUGUGGACUACAUGGCACUUGAAAGUUUUAAGAGGGAGAUGGAAGUUAAUCAUUUGAAAACUUUGACUGAGAUCUUCUUUUAUUUUAGUAGUAGUAGUGCUGAAAUGUUUGUCCCAGUAAAAUGCGCUGUUCAUGUAGUAUAUGAGGAUGACGAAGAACGACUAGAUUCAUGUGCAAGUAUCCAACAAAGUGACUCCGGUGAGUUCCAAUGGAGGGGCUCCCAGUCUAAGUUAACAGAAACUUCAAUUCAAAAUAUACGAACUUCAAUUCAAAAUAUGCGAGAUUCAGCAGCUGGGCUGGACAUCAUCCAUGUUUCAAGAUUCAGUUGUACUCAUAAGAAAUCAUACCUGCUCGGGUGGACUAAUGGGAGGAUGACAUCCAUAAGUUUCAGUAACGCUAUUGUAUUAUAGGUAGAAAAUCAUUCUGGCCCCGGUGGACCGAUGGGAGGAUGAAAUCGGUAACAUUCGGUCAGCCAUGGGUUGAGGGCCAAGUGCUUCAAGUGGAUUAGUAUUUGUAAAUUUGUGAGUUAUAUUGAUGAUUGCUGUUAUAUUAUUUUUUAAGUUAUA
Messenger RNA from Diospyros lotus (date-plum), 2221 nucleotides. Its product is annotated as disease resistance protein RPV1-like. The record is from RefSeq and is a predicted model, not a curated record. Gene Ontology annotation, biological process: signal transduction. The transcript is spliced from 2 exons. NCBI's taxonomy places the organism in Eukaryota, Viridiplantae, Streptophyta, Magnoliopsida, Ericales, Ebenaceae. The coding region runs from base 70 to 711 and encodes 213 amino acids.